Molecule: messenger RNA, 1914 nt
Organism: Cryphonectria parasitica EP155
Lineage: Eukaryota; Fungi; Ascomycota; Sordariomycetes; Diaporthales; Cryphonectriaceae
Exons: 4
Coding region: 106-1914 (602 amino acids)
Biological process (GO): phenol-containing compound metabolic process
Molecular function (GO): N-acetylglucosamine-6-sulfatase activity; glycosaminoglycan binding; arylsulfatase activity
Source: RefSeq, a predicted model, not a curated record
UGUUCGAAGAGUGCCUCGUUUGAUUUCUAGCAAGAAUCUUGCUUACUUCCUGGCUAUCGUCGUGGCCAAAUUUUUUUCCCCUGACGUUAAGGAGGCAGUCAUAGGAUGCAUUUGAUCGGCCCCGUGCUAUGGUCAGCCUGGCUCGUCGUCAGCGUGCAGGCGGCCUUUUUGGACCGUGAUAGUCAGGCAGUACUGCUCGAAGACGCAAGCCCAGCAAGCAGACCAAAGAAUGUAGUCUUCAUACUCACAGACGACCAGGACGCGGCGAUGGACUCCAUCUCCUACAUGCCUCUACUCAAAACGUAUUUGACGGACAAAGGCACCACCUACACAAACCACUUUACUACCACAGCCAUAUGCUGUCCCUCACGGGUGUCAUUGUGGACUGGCAAGCAGCCUCACAACACAAAUGUCACGGAUGUGAACCCUCCAUAUGGCGGAUAUCCAAAGUUUGUAUCUCAGGGCCUGAACAGCAAUUAUCUCCCGGUCUGGCUGCAGGAAGCAGGCUACAACACAUACUACACGGGCAAACUCUUCAACUCUCACACUAUUGCAAACUACGACUCGCCCUACCCAGCAGGCUGGACAGCCACAGACUUCCUCCUCGACCCAGGCACAUACUCCUACCUCAACCCCAUCUACCAGAGUAACAAAGACAGCCCGGUCCACCACAACAAUGAGCACACCUCCGACCUCAUCACCAUCAAGGCCCAAGGACUCCUCGACCAGGCCCUCGCAGCCGACAAGCCCUUCUUCCUCGGCGUAGCCCCCGUCGCACCACACUCCAACAUCGACAUCAACAGGCACGCUCACACGCCCCAGAUGACAGAGCCUAUUCCUGCCCAGCGCCACGAGGGUCUGUUCGACGGCGUCCAAGUUCCCAGGACCCCCAACUUCAACCCAGACACGCCGAGCGGGGCGAGCUGGGUCCGAAAUCUGCUGCAGCACAACGCCUCGUCCGUGGAGUACCUGGAUCACUACUACCGCCAGCGCCUACGUGCGCUGCAGGCUGUGGACGAGCUGGUGGAGAAGCUCAUCGCGCAGCUUGACGAGGCUGGCGUCCUGGAUGACACUUAUGUCGUCUAUAGCUCGGACAAUGGAUUCCAUAUCGGCCAGCACCGACUCCCGCCGGGGAAAGAGUGUGGGUAUGAGGAGGACAUCCGUGUGCCGCUGGUCGUGAGGGGUCCAGGCGUGCCGCAGGGUGCAGUUGAGGACUCGGUAACUACGCAUAUCGAUCUUGCGCCGACUGUGCUGAAAAUGGUCGGGGCUGAGGCGAGGCCUGACUUUGACGGCGUGCCGAUCCCGAUUGGGUCGGCCUCUGACCGUGCUGGUGAGAAGGAGAUGGUUGGACCGGAAAGGUGGGAAACAAAGAGGCAUGAGCACGUCGCAGUUGAGUACUGGGGCUAUGCGAUUGCGGAAGGCGAAGGUGAUGGCGAAGGGCAGCUCGUCGUGACCAACAACACCUACAAAGCUGUGAGAAUCAUCGGGGAUUCCUACGAUCUCUACUACGCAGUAUGGUGCAAUAACGAGCACGAACUAUAUGAUAUCAAGACGGAUCCAGGACAGUUGGACAACCUAUACAACAAGUCUCAUAAAUACAUGUCACCUAAUGGCAAGAACCGCCUGCUCGGAACGGACAUAGGCCUCGUCAUCGACCGUCUCGACUCCCUCAUGAUGGUCCUGAAAUCAUGUAAGGGAAACACCUGUAUCGAGCCGUGGAGGGUACUCCACCCGCAAGGAGACGUCGAAAGCCUGUCUGAUGCGCUGCAAGUAAGAUUCGACGCGUUCUAUAAGGAGCAGGCUAAAGUCUCGUUCGAUAGGUGUGAGCUUGGGUAUAUCAUCGAUGCCGAGGGACCUCAGGUGCCUCUUGCAUAUGAGUAUCGGAAGGGGUCGAGUUGGCAUAUGUGGGUGUGA